AUGUUGUUUUCAUGUGCUAUGACUCAGUUCCUCUUCUCCAUCUCUGCUGCAUAUCAAUGGAGACAGUUGUUUCAAAAGUCUCUUGUACCAUCGAAGUCUGUAUCGGUUAUAGGAAAUUUCUCAAACGUCGGGUACAGUCGGAGGAGUAUCGAGUGUGGCAUUGCAAAGGAUAUUCCAUUAAAGAACUAUCGUGUCGAGCAUCAGACAAGUUUGAAUGCUAGUGAGGUCAACGCAUUUGAGGCAGGUUCACGUAAUCAAAAUGUUGGCAGGGUAUGCCAGGGUGGAGAACUGUUAAGGGAAGCUCUUCCAAUCUUAUUUUACAAUUAUGUUCCUUUUAGAUUUUAUUUUUGA
Molecule: messenger RNA, 351 nt
Organism: Lathyrus sativus (Indian pea)
Lineage: Eukaryota; Viridiplantae; Streptophyta; Magnoliopsida; Fabales; Fabaceae
Source: the annotation of a GenBank genome assembly